CCUCCUCCAAUGCCCAUGAUGGGGGACCUCCACCCCCUCCUCCCAUGCCGGGAAUGGGGGGACCCCCUCCCCCUCCUCCUAUGCCUGGAAUGGGGGGUCCACCACCUCCACCUCCACCUCCAGGUAUGGGUGGGCCUCCUCCACCUCCUCCAUUCCCAGGAAUGAGGGGCCCACCACCUCCCCCACCUCCUCCAGGAAUGGGAGGCCCUCCUCCUCCUCCCAUGCCUGGCAUGGGUCCUCCUCCUCCACCUCCAAUCCCAGGCAUGGGCCCGCCUCCCCCUCCUAUCCCCCCUGGCAUGAGAGGGCCUCCUCCACCCCCCUUCGGUGGGCCGGCCCCCUUCCCCGCCCCCCCGCCCGGUGGCUGGAAUGCAGCACGCCCGGCUGCUGUGCCAGUUCUUCGGAAGGCUCCAGUCAACCCAAAGAUGGCCAUGAAGCCACUUUACUGGACGAGAAUUCAGCUGAAGACGCCCAAACCCCCCAAACCAGAACCAGAAGAAGAGGAUGAGGUCGACAGCAAAAAUGAAACCAAAGAAGAGAAAGGAGAAGAGGAAGAGAAGAAGGAGGAGGAGAAGGAGGAGGAGGAGGGUAAGGCUAAGGAAGAAGGAGAGAAGGAAGAAGGAGAAGUCAAGGAGGAAGAAGAAACCAAGGAGAAGAGUGAUAAAAAGGAAGGAAGUUUGAAGAGAGCGAAAAAGAGAAAAGCUGACAUUCCACUUUGGGAUGAAAUUGAGGAAGAGGAGUUUGACGAGCUGGAGUUCGUUGACCUUUUUGCUCGACAGGUCACACAGCCUAAGAAGAAGGAGAAGAAGGAGGCCAAGCCUGCUAAAGCUAAGGUAAACAAAGUCCUGGACAGCAAACGUUCACAGAAUGUGGGAAUCUUCAUUACAAGUCAACACCUAGAUAUCGCAGAUGUGGAGAAUGCUGUUUACAACUUUGACACUUCCGUCCUAGACCUUGAAGUUCUUCAGCAAAUAUAUGAAGUUAGAGGAAGUGAAGGAGAGAUCAACAUGAUUAAAGCGGCCAAUGAAGCCAUGCCGGACAUCCCCCUCGAUAAGCCUGAACAGUUCCUCCUCGACCUGUCAAAAAUAAAUGAAUUUGCUGAGCGAACAGCAUGUUUCACCUUCCAAGCAACUUUUAAUGAAGAGCUGGGUGUCAUACAUGGAAGAAUACACAUGUUGCAGUCUACUAUAGAUGUACUCAUGACAAGCGAGAGCAUCAAGAGAAUAUUUGGGAUGAUCCUAGCCCUUGGCAAUUAUAUGAAUGGCGGCAAUAGGACUAGGGGCCAGGCAGACGGAUUUGGUCUUGAGAUCCUUCCAAAGAUCAAGGAUGUUAAGAGCAAAGACUCGGGCUUCACACUCUUGCACUUUGUUGUCACGAAGUAUAUUGAGAAAUAUGAAGGGGAGGAUGCAGGUACUGACAAAGUCCAGCUGCCAAUCCCAGACCCUUAUGUUGUGGAGCGUGUGUCCAACCUCAAAUUCGAAGACUUGGAAUCAGACUUGAAAGAUAUUGAAAAAAAUCUGAAAGUGUGCGAAAAUCGAGCAGAGAAGGUGAUUGCAAAGUCAGACGAGGAACAUUUGCAACCUUUUAAGGACAGGAUGACAGAGUUCUUUGUGAAAGCUAAGAGUGAAGUGGAAUCAGAGAGUGAAAGUUUAAAGGACUGUAAAAGUCAAUUUGAUAUGGUCAUGAAGUAUUUCCAGUUCAGUGGAAAAGGGCCUGAAGUCACACCCUAUGAUUUCUUCAGUGUUUGGUCUCCCUUCUGCAAUGACUUCAUGAACAUUUGGCAGAAAGAACAGCAGAAGAUUGUCAAACAAAGAAUGAAGGCUGCAGAAGAGAAGGUGAAGAAAAUGACUGAGGAGAAGAAAGAUGUUGCCAAGAAAACCAAAGAGGUCGGAGGGUUGAAGAGCAAACUCAAGGACAAGUUGAAGACUUAGCAAUAAUUUUUUUCUUUUUAAGAUUUAUACUUCUCUCUCUUGGUAUCUGCCUCUCUCUCUUUCUUUUUAGAUACAAGUCACCCUUUAUUUUAUAUGUAUAUUUUUGAAGCUUGCCAAGAUGAGGAAAUGGAAGGAAGGGGAGGAGGAGGAGGAGGAGGAGAAGCAAAGUUGUCAAAUGAACUCUCUGCCUUCAGGAGUCGAGUGUUCACCAGCACAAGGCUCUGAGUGUCUCCCAGACUUCCUUGGUCACAAAGCUGUGAUUAGAAUAGAUGUUGUGAUAAUUACUAUACUUUUAUGAAUUGUACUUGAUGGAGACAUGGAAGGUUGCGAUAAAUGCCAAGGUUUUUAUAGAAGCUGUGUAUGUGACCUUUCAGUUUAUUUUCUUUCCUUAUAUUGUUUUAAUUGCAUGCUUUAAUGCUUUUUUGUACACCAUAUUUUAUGAUAAUAUCUUCUGUGAAUCUUUGGAAAUUAUGAAAUGAUUUUUUGUAUAUGAUUGAGAUGUGAUAUAUGAAAAUAUGUAAAAUUAAGGAUUUGUUGGAGCAUUGAAGUAAAUUGCAUGAUUUCGCCUAUGGUAUAUGACUUGACAUUGAACCGUUGAAUGUGAUUUGUAAAUAGGAAGUUUAAUGAGGUUGUUUCAAGUCGUCAAGAAAUUAUAUUGCAGGUGAAAAUCCUUAUAUAUUCUCUUUUGAUUUAUGUAUACUUUCAUUACUUUUUCCAAGUAAAUGCCUCUCUUUCAUAGACUGCAACAAACACAACCUUGGCUUUGCACAAGUGUAUUGCAGCAUUAUGCAGAGUCAUGCCAGUGGUCUUUCUAAAGAAUGUAUAAAAGGGGGACGUAUUUAGCUCAGCUAGCAGGUUCACACAUCAUUAAGCUUGAUCAUUCCUCUCGAGGGUCACAAACAAUGCCAUAUAUAUGUAUAAAUAUAUACUACAUACCAUUUUUUUUUUCUCAUUAGUAUUCAUUUUCUGACCUUAGGUGCCAUUUGGGAGGAUGUAAGGUUUUCCUUGGGAGCUUCAUCAUGUUGCAAAGGUCACAUGUAUGGAAAGAAAAUUUCAAGAAGGAAGAAUUAUUGGAAUCACUUUUUUCAGUUUCUGAAAUUUAUGGGAAACUUUUUAAAAAGGUUUCAUUGUUUGUUAUAUUAGCUCAGUGUUUGUUUUCCUGCAUUUUGGCCAAAAUUAUUCAUUGAUUUUAGUUACUACUAUGUUAAAAAGGAAAAACAUUUUUAAAGUCAUCCUUCAAGAAAUAGCAAUCACUCACAAAAGCAUGCAAGCAUAAUACCCCCACUUAUGAUAUUGUAUCAUGUACAGCACAAACAAUGGUAGUUUUGUGUGUGUGGAAAUAGAUCUUCAGGGGAACACUAAAAGUGAGGACAAAAACUUCAGACAAUAACAACAAACUUGCUUGCAGCAAAGUGUAUAUAACCACCUUCCUAGAUACUGCCGUUAAUAAAUGAAUAAUUUUAAGCCAAUGCUAAGUGUGUAUGCUCAUCUCAUUGUCCAUAUUCAACAUAUCCAGCUAGGGAAUUUUUGGCCUUACAAAAAAUGUACCUGUAUCCCCAGCAUAAGUUGCAUAAUUUUUUUUUUUGGAUCAGCACCUCACACAUACACACAAGUGCUCACACACAUGCGCACACACACACACAAAACACAAUCUCAUAUAGCCACUCAGGUGUACCAGAUCUCAUUCUCUUGUGUGUUAGUCAUGGUGCUUCCAAAGACAUUUUUCGCAUGGUGUCUGGUAGGCAAGUGGCCAGAUCUGCUUUAUAUAGUGUCUUUUUAAAAAUGAUUGUUAAUAAAAAAAUAUAUAAAUAA
This is a messenger RNA of Penaeus vannamei (Pacific white shrimp), 3740 nucleotides long. The record is from RefSeq and is a predicted model, not a curated record. NCBI's taxonomy places the organism in Eukaryota, Metazoa, Arthropoda, Malacostraca, Decapoda, Penaeidae.